Messenger RNA from Bradysia coprophila, 1117 nucleotides. RefSeq names its product serine protease inhibitor dipetalogastin-like. Gene Ontology annotation, molecular function: serine-type endopeptidase inhibitor activity; protein binding. The record is from RefSeq and is a predicted model, not a curated record. Lineage: Eukaryota; Metazoa; Arthropoda; Insecta; Diptera; Sciaridae.
AGUGAACUUUCGCACAUGGUUAAGAACGCAUCCAUCGGUUACACAACAGCUGUUAAAUGUGUUCUUAAUCCAUAUUAUAAUCCAAUAUGCGGCACAGAUCACAAAACGUACGGAAAUAAAGAUUUAUUAAAUUGCUACAAUCGACAACGACCACGACAACGACAGGUCCGACCUAUGUAUCAUCGAGAAUGUGAACCACUGAUCUGUCCCAGCUAUCAAGAUUUACAAGGAAUGUGGCGAAGUUCUGUUCCAGUUUGUGCAAACAACGGAUACACGUACGGCCACAUCCAUCAAGUUCGGUGUUUGAAAGAUUUUAUGCCAAACCUACAGGUACUACAUGAGGGUGGUUGUACUUUAUACGAAGUGCGCAAGGCACUCGGCCUGAAUGUGAAAAAGAAGGCAUGUGCCGAGAAGCGAAUUACAUUCGAACAAAAUGCCAUUUGUACAACGCAUAAUGUCACUUACGCAAAUCCGUUCAAAGCGCUGUGUGCUAUGCGUCCGAGAUUACGUGAGAAAAUCGGCGGUGUUUGUGGUUGUCCAUUUCAGCGAAGCUGUGAAAAGGCACAUGAACUGCAACAGUCGUUACGUUCGGCACCGAUUCAUGAGCGAACGAAGUUUGUGGUAUGCGGAAGCGAUUGGAGAACAUACAGAUCACAGCACCAUUUGGAAUGCACAAGGCGAUACAAUAGUUAUUUGUAUAUGAUUCAUCGAGGACGGUGUAAGCAGCUCGAAGAACCUUGUCCUGAAAAAUUGAAAUUCAUCAAAGCUCCGACACCAGUAUGUGGUUCUGAUGACAAAUCGUAUGUGUCAUAUGAAGCACUAAUUUGUGCACAAUUUAGAAUCAGUAAAGGAUUGAAGUACAAUCAUUCGGGAGCUUGUGUACGAAAAACUUGAUUUAAUGGAUCUGUAGACGACGGUGUGGAUGAUGAGUUUAUUUUUUCGAAGUGAAGUUGGUAUGGGAAUCUGUGAUAUGAAAAACACUAAUUAUUUAAAGCCAACGUGAAAAUAUACAAUUAACGAAAGAAAAAAAAUAUUUAAAAAAUAAAUGAAAAUCGAAAAUAUUUAUUCUCAAUGUAAAUUAUUUAUUUCAAAAAUAAUAAAAUUUUAUUCGUACAAA